GCGCCGCGGAGUGGGGCGCGGGCGCGCUGGACUCGGAGCGCGCCGCCGCCCCUCGGGCCUGCCCGCACCCCUGGCCCGCUCAGCCGCACCCCCGGCCUCCGGCUCUCCUCGGCCCCACGGCCACGAUCGCGGCCCGGCGCUCGGCUCACGGUGCUCGCCCGUGGCGCUCGAGGCGGGCGCGCCAGGCACGGGGCGCGAGGCCAGAGCGGGUGCGGCGGGGUGCGGGGGGAGAGGGCGGCGGCGGAACCCCCGGAGGAGAGAGCGGGGCCCGGGGGGGUCCGAGGCAACUGAGACUCCAUCUGUGAAGCAGCAUCAUGGCAACAUUCCUGAAGGCCAAGGAUGCCAAUUCAGUCCUGAAGCGGGUCCCUCGUGCCAAUGAAUUCCUGGAGGAACUGCGCCAGGGCACCAUUGAGCGCGAGUGCAUGGAGGAGGUGUGCAGCUAUGAGGAGGUCAAGGAGGUGUUCGAGGAUAAGGAGAAAACGAUGGAGUUCUGGAAGGGGUACCCGAAUGCAGUGUACUCGGUCCGAGACCCUUCGCAGACCUCAGAAGCCAUGUAUGUGGUGAUACCCCUUCUGGGGGUGGCCUUGCUGAUCGUCAUCGCCCUGUUCAUCAUCUGGAGGUGCCAGCUGCAGAAAACGACUCGUCAUCACCCGUCCUAUGCUCAGAAUCGGUACCUGGCCAAUCGCACGGGCCACAACCUGCCCCGGGUCAUGGUGUACCGGGGCAACCUGCACACGAGCCACGGGGAGUCCUCUGGGCACCGGGAGGUGGGAAGCAGCUCACAGGGGGUGUCGGGGCCCAGCCGGGCCAUGCAGAGCACGGUGCGCCUGGAGAGUAGCCUGUACCUCCCUGAGCUCUCUCUGUCCAGGCUCUCCAGUGCCACCCCACCCCCCUCCUACGAAGAGGUGACUGCACCCCAGGAGAGCAGCAGUGAGGAGGCCAGCAUCUCUUACAGUGACCCGCCCCCCAGGUAUGAGGAGAUAGUGGGUGCCAGCGCCAGCCCAGACAAGUAGGCGCCCAUGUGUCCAGUCGCGGGGAGCCUCUUUCAUGGGCGCUUUUUCUUUUCUUCUCUUUUUUUAAUUAACUUUUUAAAGACUGUGCCACCACAAAACAGCCUUAGCCUCCUUGUUGCCAAAUAAUUUCCCAACCAUGGAUUUUUAGGAAAUCCUUGGUCAGAGGUGGGGUGGGGGUGGGCCAGAGUCCCUCACCCCCACGAGAAUGACAGCCACACAGCCCAUCUCUCCCAGAAGUCCCCCACCCCCGUCCCCAGGUCAGGGACUGGUUUCUCUUAUGCCAAAGGAAUCACCUCACUGAGUCGAUGCCAGCCACAGUGGGUGGCACCCCAGGCUAGGAGAUCCAGAGGGAAGCCCACCCCAUGGCGCCCCUUUUCUACAACAGUCCCGUGUGUUAUGUUCCUUACUUACGUCUUGAGGAUAGAGGCCAGGACACAACCCUAACAAACAACAAGAUUCCUCAGAAAUAGGUGAAUAAUGAACACAGCAGAGAUUUGGAACACCAUCAUGUAGGCCCUUCACAGAGCGAAAGGAAAUCAGAAACUUCUAUUCCCUGACACCACACCCCUGACCAUCUAGGGGACUGACUGUGGAGAGCAGGGCUGAGCGGGGGUUCUAUCUCCUCCAGGAGAGGCACAGGCCUUUUGAGACCUUUGCCAGCCUGGACUCUGCCUCUCCACAGCCCUGUCCUGGCACUGCCAAAGCUACUUGACACUGGUACGAAUGCGGGGAAGCCCCCGGGAAAGCCACAGCUGCUGACCUUCCCAGAGGAGCCCCCAGUCUGCCAGUGGUUGGGACUCCAGGCCUAGGGGGAGCCCCAGCCUUCCCAUGUGAAUUUGUAGGCUCCUUUCCUCUUCCAGAGUCAGACACGGAGUUGAACUAUGGGUGGCUGGUUGUCCCUGAAUGAUGGUACCCACGACGGGGACAAGUGUUCCUUUCAGAAUGUCUCAGUGGGGAGUUGGGGACCCUGUGAGCCAGACAGAAGGCUUCUGGGGUUUGCCGUGCUCCUGCCAGGUGCAGGCCUUCCCUGAGAACCCCUGCCUGUGUUCCAGGGGCUAUUCAGCCCAUUUCAGUGAGUCUAGAGGUGACCCGCCCCUGAACUGUCAGUGCCCCCCCAAAGAUACUGCUGAACGUGUCUCCCCAACCCCUCCUCUCCCUCCAUCAUCCUGGCCCCGACACCAAACCCUUAUCCCUCUGUGGUGCUUUAAAAACUGUAGCACAUUUUUUGUGGAGCCCAAAAGAGUGCACAGCCAGGGUCAAAUAGCAACCACAGCAAUUUAACCCCCACGAGAAGACAAGCCUCUUUUUGUCUACCCUGUCCCCAGAGUAGGCACCGGGUCCCGCUCUCUGGAGCCCGGGGCCGUUAUCAAGUCUGGAGGUUUGUGUUCUCACCCCAGUGAGGCCACCAGCUCGGAGGACUCCACCCUGUGGUUGGGGUUUUCCUUCCUUCCCCCUGCCUCACGGGCCAGCUGAGGCAGACAGAGCUGCUACCUGUACAGUGCACCAAGCCCCAGGGAGCUGGGGUGCUUGGCCCAUCUAGAAACUAGUUAGGUGUCCGGGGCCUUCACGGUGACCGCGAUGCUGAGUGUCUACCUGGGAAGUCGUCUCUGCCAGUUGGCCCUCUCUGUCCCCCUCCCUUCCCCAGGAACUCCCCGAUGCCAGAGGUGCUGAGCAGGUGGCAAGUCACCUUUCCUUCCUCCUCUUCUCCCACUGGGCCUCUAGUAUUGUCCCCCUGCCCUUCCUCGUCAAGGCAAAUUUGACCUAAAAGGCCUCUGCUCUUUCCCUAUUCAAGUAUUGGAGUCCUGGGGCCAGGCCCCGCUCUCCUAGCAUUCCCCGUCAAGCAGAGAGCCAGGCUUGGGUCUGACUGACCCAAGCCCAAGGGGGUAUGCCAAAGGAUGCCCACUGCUUUGGGCAUUUGUUAAGCGCACCUCUACCCAUCUGCCCUAGAGCAACUGGGUGGAGGGGAGCGCAGGGAACAGGGAACUGGAGGCGCACGGCCUGCCUUCAGGCCGGGUGCCUGGUCCCUGGGACAUCUGAGGAAGGAGACUGUACAGUCCAUUGUGGUCGUAAUUCCUCGCGGUGCACAUUUGGCUUUCCAGAAUGCCCUGUACAUAUCUUUCCAAAUUGUCUUUGUAUGAGCGCUGAUUUGAUACAAUGCUGAGUUUUCAGUGGCCACAUUUUUGUUGUUUUUGGACUUGGUGUGUGUGUGUAUGUGUGUGUGUGUGAAGUUUACACACGUGUGCACGAUGCCUUUUCUCACAUGCUUAUUUGAAACAAUAGCCGGUGGUGUGGCUAUAUUUGUACCAGGAGGGUUCCAGUCUGAAGGGAGGAACGUCACCUCCCAGGGCCUCCUAUGCUGGGGCCUUGAGAAGAAGUGAGGCUAGCUGUUGGAAGCCCCCAGAGUUGCAUUGGAAAGAGAUGAGGUGGGCACAUCCUGCCUCUGCCUGGGAGGCUCAGGGUCUCAGCUUACCUUGAACAUUCACGGGCUUUUAGAUUUUAAUGUCGUUUUUUCCGAGAAAGAUGUGCGACUAUUGACUGACCAAAUUCUUUAAGUAUUUUCCAUUUAAGAAGAAAAGGGAAAGGUUUUACACACUUCUGAAAAUAUGACUAUCGCUUGUUUUCAUUCGAAUAAACCUUUGUAAGACUUUUUUCCAAUGAGAAUCCAAAUCCCACCCCUCCCCAGCUGCUGCCCAGGGCCUGGGCUUUCCCAAAUGUGAAUUCCUUAGGGUGCUUCAGAAACCAGGAAUCUGCCUGAUCUGGGGGAUUCUGUCUCUGCUAACCUGAAUAGGAAGGAUUGAGGACAGGAAAGAGUCAUUUCCGUUAGCAGAUCCUUCUUCUCUGGCUGGGUAUGGAGCUGACAGCCGGUCGACAUUGAAGGAGCAGGAGAAGGAAGAGAAAAACACAACACUGCCUCUAGCUUGUUUUCUACGGAGACCCACCCAGAAAGAGUCUCUCUUACCUCCACUCUGUCUUCUCUGGAACGUGCGUGCGCGCUCACACGUUCGAGAUGGAGACCCCGGGCCGGGCAGCCAAGUUCCUGCUUUCAGCCCGUUUUCCUCUGACGAGUGCAGCAGUGCCAACUUCUCUGGGCUGCGCAGAUUCUCCCACACACCCUCCCCACUGACGCUACUAAUCCUAAUCAGUGUAAUUACCGAAUUUCAAAGGACUGUAAUCAGGCUGCCUGCCGCUCCCCUAUAAAGCCCAUUAAUGGGAAGCCCGCUAAUUGAGAACUUCAAGAUAAUCACAACGUAAGGAAAUUCAUGUUAACUGUGGUUUCUUGCUGUUGAAAUCUGUGACAUGUUCCUCCCUUGGGUCAGGUUUCAGGGUCACGUGUGUAGAAGGAGGACCUUUCGGUUCCAAGAAAAGGUUCAAGACUUUAAGGACCCCUCCACCGUGCCUUCUGCUUGGGGGUUCAGCAUAUCCGUUGUGUAAAACUUGUGUGCAGGAUGAUGUCUGUUCUUUCUCCGUUGUGGGGAUUGUAGCUUUUCUUUCUCCUCCUUUAUUUGCCCUAUGAGUAACACGCUUUGUGAACUAGACUGCAAUUUCAAGUCCUGUAACCAUGUCUUUCUAAAUAGCUUGUAAAGCAGAUGUUUUCCUAUCACACUUGCUGCUCCCGCCUUUGCCGCCCUCUCCCCCCCCCCAGUAUUCCAGGGUAGGGAACUUUUGCCUUUUACAGGCCGUGGGAGUGAGUUGUGAGUGUCUCUUGAGCAAGAAUUUUUCUGACAAGGAUCUGGAAACAGCACAGCACUGGGGCUGGAAGCCUCAACUGUUCUUCCGCUGGACUGAGAGCCCUGGCCCGAUGGAGCCUGGUUCAGGCUGGGUGCAUCCCACGGCUGCUUUACUCUCCCUGUCCUGCUCCCCGGACGGGUGUCAUUCCCCCAGGCCUGGACGUGCCUGCUCUUUGACUCUGUGAUUGUGAAUUUGUGGCAGUGGAAAUCCUGACAUGUGCAGCUGAGCUUCUUGACAUGACUCCUGCGCUGUGGGGUCCUCUUGGUGGCUUGGACACUGCUUGUGUUCAUGUGCCGCCCGUGUGUGCUGGGAAAGCUGUAUAGUUCUGAAGGAUUUCACUCGAGUGCGGCAGCCAGCACCUUUGCUUCGGAUUUCUCUCUCUCUUUUUCUAAUUGUUGACUAUAGCUGUUCAAUCGUGUCUCUUUCUGUACAAAAUACUGUGUCAUAAUAAAGAACAAAUGAUAUUCACUUGUA
Sorex araneus (European shrew) is the source of this 5216-nucleotide messenger RNA. It is a transcript of the gene PRRG3, whose product is annotated as proline rich and Gla domain 3. The record is from RefSeq and is a predicted model, not a curated record. Gene Ontology annotation, molecular function: calcium ion binding. The transcript is spliced from 4 exons. Gene Ontology annotation, cellular component: extracellular region. NCBI's taxonomy places the organism in Eukaryota, Metazoa, Chordata, Mammalia, Eulipotyphla, Soricidae. Bases 315 to 1013 code for a protein of 232 amino acids.